This is a messenger RNA of Pelobates cultripes (western spadefoot toad), 705 nucleotides long. Lineage: Eukaryota; Metazoa; Chordata; Amphibia; Anura; Pelobatidae. The record is from the annotation of a GenBank genome assembly.
AUGGGGGUACAAAACGGACAGGAGAAGGAACCAAUAUUAACCUGUGAUAAUCAAAAUCAAAUCAUCAAUUUAUCCAAAUUCAAUUUAAAUGAACAUCAUACCUCAUUGCUCAAUAAAGGUCUAUCAUUUGUACCAACUCCUAAUACCAAUAAAUUCAACUGGGUUAAAGAUACGAACCUUUUUGGCCGCAAAUUAGCCCUUAAUGUGAUACAUAAAAGAAGGGACCAAAAAACAGCCAAAGAAAUAGGUAUGUCUUAUGAAGAUUUUCAAACUCACCAAAUGCUCGUUUUCCUAUUAGACGAACAAAAUCCUGAUUUCAAAUUAACAGAUUUGAAACCUGAAAGUUGGUUUACCCCCAACCUAAGCAAGGUAUCCAGUGUAGAUCUGUUCAUUCAAAUGACCACUUCUGCAAUCGAAUCUCUUACCACUUCUGAAGUUCUACAUGACAAUCUUACUGCACAACAACGCAAAGCAUUAAAAGAACUAAAUACGGACCGAAAUAUCAUUAUAAAACCUUCUGAUAAAGGUGGCAACGUGGUCAUAAUGGACAGAGAUCACUAUAUUGAUAUGUGUAUGGAACAUCUAAAAGACACAUCAGCAUACAGAAAAUUAACCAUGGAUCCCACUACACUCUACCUUAGUGAGCUUAAACACAUUUUGGAUGCUGCACUAGAAAACUAUAUUAUAACCAGUGACGAGCAUUAA